UGAAAGCAACGAUGUAAAAGACACUGCUCAGCUCCUCAUUUUUAUCCGAGGAAUUAACAAUACUUUUGGAAUAACAGAGGAGUUUUUGACAAUGGAGUCUCUGAAAGGAAAAACACGGGGAGAGGACUUGUAUGACUGGGUGUCUGCUGUCAUCGAAAAUAUGAAGCUCCCUUGGAGUAAACUUAUCAACGUCACCACAGAUGGAUCUCCUAAUUUGACGGGGAAAAAUGUCGGCCUGCUGAGGAGAAUACAGAAUAAAGUGAAAGAUGAAAAUCCUGACCAGGAUGUUAUUUUCCUUCACUGCAUCAUCCACCAGGAACCUCUAUGUAAAUCGGUAUUACAGCUGAAUCAUGUUGUGAAUCCUGUCGUAAAACUUGUCAACUUUAUACGUGCAAGGGGACUUCAGCACCGUCAGUUCAUCACGUUCCUGGAGGAAACUGAUGCGGAUCACCAGGACCUACUUUAUCACUCCCGUGUCCGCUGGUUAAGUUUGGGCAAAGUGUUUCAACGAGUAUGGGAGCUCAAAGAGGAGAUCGGUGCAUUUUUGGAGUUACUGAGGAAGGCCGGCGAAUUUCCUGAGCUGAGCAACAAGAGCUGGCUUUGUGACUUUGCGUUUGCUGUGGAUAUAUUUUCACACAUGAAUGAACUGAACGUGAAGCUACAGGGGAAGGAUCAGUUUGUGCAUGACAUGUACACAAACGUGAAAGCCUUUAAAUCCAAGCUGGCUUUUUUCUCCAGGCAAAUUUCGAAUAAGUUAUUCACUCAUUUUCCCACACUAGCCACGCUGGAAGAGGCCGGCGCAAAUGUGCAAAAAUACAGCGAGUCACUGGAUGCGCUGCACAGAGAAUUCUGCCUUUGGAGACUGUCGAAAGAGAAUAUGGCCUCUUAUUCCAAUAUGCAUCUGGAGGAAGCUAUGGACAGACUAGUCAGUGCAGGAAUUAAAAUGUUUGGCCACUGUGAGAUACUGCAGUUUGCAGCAAAUGGGAUGAACGUGCUUCACAAAGUACCCCUCCAAUCUGUGUCGAGUCUUACUGAUAUCAAGGGUGCCACACUAGAAGCACCAAAUACAAUAAAUUACACCAAUGGCUUUUCAUAUGAAGCACUGCCUCAUCUGGAAGAACUGUUUGGAGCCCUGAAUAGUGGUGAGGGAGCAGGUGCAGGGGCAAGUGUAACAGUUAACAUGGUUGUAGGGAUAAAUGCCUGGAGAGUGAUCGAUGGGGAAGGAUGA
This is a messenger RNA of Hypanus sabinus (Atlantic stingray), 1228 nucleotides long. Its product is annotated as general transcription factor II-I repeat domain-containing protein 2A-like. Lineage: Eukaryota; Metazoa; Chordata; Chondrichthyes; Myliobatiformes; Dasyatidae. The transcript is spliced from 2 exons. The record is from RefSeq and is a predicted model, not a curated record. The coding region runs from base 92 to 1228 and encodes 378 amino acids.